AUGCUCGCGCGGAGGAGCCCCUUUUCAAAGCUGCUGAGCAGCAGGGUGGCGCAUGCCGUGUGUAGAGGAGGAGGAGGGGUUCCCAAGUGUCACUUCCUACCCAAGCGGCACAAAAGCAGUACGAACGAAUCACAAGACGCAUUCGGGAAGGACAUAACCAAUCAUCACUUCAGCCACCACAGGUAUGUCGACUUCUACCGCGAUGAAUCCAUGAGCAUUGGCAUUGUAAAUUUUAAAAAUAUCAUCAAUGGUAAAAAAAAUAUUUUCGCCGACUUGCUAGAAGAGCUAAAGAAUGUGAUAGAGCACAUUAACAAUAUAAUCUCGAAUGAGGAGAUGAAUGCCUUUUGCAUAAAAGAAUUUCCACGGAAGGACAAUUACUUGGUGAAGAAUUUGCGUAACAGGAUUCCUUACUUGGACAACCGUUUGAAGGUGCUUAUACUUACCGGGGGUAGUAACAACGACCCGGCCGCUACGACUAGCACCCCCGAUUAUAACUCUUUUUUGAAGAAUGACGAGCAACUUAACGUCGAGCUGUCCAAUUCCUUCCGCUACCUUUGUAACACAAUCCAGCACCUCCCCCUGAUCACCAUCAGUAGCAUCAACGGCCAAUGCUAUAACAGUGGCAUGGACCUGAUGUUAUCCUCAGACUUCAAAUUUUCAAGUGAGGAGAGUACAUUCGGUUUCAACAAAACACAUUUAGGUUUAUUCCCUUACGGAGGCAGCACGCAAAAGUUAUUCAGAACAAUCCCACUGAGUUAUGCAAAACACCUUUUACUUACAGGAGAUAUUAUAAGUGCGCAAGAUGCAUUAAGAAUAAACCUAAUUGAUGUAUGUAUGAACAAAAAUGAGGACUAUUUUAUUAACAACUCUUGUGUUACAUUUGAGAAGAGCUUAACGAAAAAAGAAAAAGUCGACAUUUUAAAAAAAAGUGUUUUAACUUUUUUUUCCGAUAUUUUUUCAAAUAAAUUAUUUGAGGACAAAAUGGAGGACAGCUGUUUUGUCUUUUCUCUUUUUUUUGCUUUUCAAUUUUUAUUCAUCCCGACCAAUGCUCUGCAGAGUGUUAAGAUGAGCAUCAUGGAGGGCAUGUCGCUCGGCGAGCCAAACUUGUACUUAGACCACGACAGGGCUGUGUUUGAGCGAAAUAUCAAUGCGCCCCAGAGGGCGGAAAUUCUCGCCUACUUGAAGAGAAGAGCGGCUACCCCAACCACGCUGCCGACGUAA
Molecule: messenger RNA, 1221 nt
Organism: Plasmodium fragile
Lineage: Eukaryota; Apicomplexa; Aconoidasida; Haemosporida; Plasmodiidae
Exons: 1
Coding region: 1-1221 (406 amino acids)
Biological process (GO): fatty acid beta-oxidation
Cellular component (GO): mitochondrion
Molecular function (GO): enoyl-CoA hydratase activity
Source: RefSeq, a predicted model, not a curated record